CUCUCGCCGUCUGUCCGCUAUCUGAGGCCUGGAAUGCUUUUACUUCCGCCUUUCGUGGUGGUUUGAGUUUCUCUAUGUUUUCCGUUCUUCGUUGUCGUGUCCUCAUCCAUGCGAUAUUAAUAACUAUGCCCAAUCCCUCCCACUUUCCGGCUGCCUCCUGGAGCUUCAUCGGCCAGUUCCGAGCUUUGAGCUGAUCCAAUGUCUUCGCCGCUCAGCUUCACUCCAUGGAGGAGGAGGGCAUUGAGCUCGACCUCGCAGCGCGAUCCCCCGCAGCUCCAACCUGCCGAUGGCUUCAGCUCGAGCCCUUCGCAUGGUUCCCACCAAACUUCUACUACUGCUACGCAAGCUCGCCCGACGUCCAUCAGCUCCGCGCCCAGCCAUCGAGAGCCCAUUCGAUCCUUUAUUCACAGCUCUGUGCGAGAUGACUUACUGGAUAGUGUUCAAAAUGCGAGAAACAUUCGUCAAGACACCGCGGAGCUUGCCACCUACCUCCUCUCAGACGGACAAGCUCCCCCAAGCCCCGUAUUCCUACGCUCGCGAUCAUCCGUCCACGAAGUUGCCGUGUCCGAUUACGGCGACGAGUCUUCCAUAACUGACCAUGCGCGCAACUCGACAACGACUGUAGAGGUAUCUGAGCCGCCAUCGCCAGAGGCCGAGCGCGACACACAUGCGCCCGCCGGGCCCUCGGUUCUUGCAAACCUCCUCAAGGGCUCCCCUCCUCAGUCGAUGGCUCAACAUCACCCUCCCGAGACCGAACAUGAAGAAGACGAUGGGGACCGAAACCAGCCCGAGCCGCGUUUCCAUACCGAUGCCAGUUCGGAGCGCACGCCACUGCUGUCGAGGGUGACUUCAGGCGGCAGGCGGUCUUACACGGAGGAUCUUGAGGGUCUGAAAUCUCGCGCAAAGCGUCCUUGGAUAAGCGGUUUGGUAGAAGCAGGCCACAAGGUGGAAGAACGAGUGACACAUAGCGUUGCGGUCGCCGUCAAUCUGCGCCGCUGGGAUGGCAAGGCAAUAUGGCACAACACGGUGGUUACUCACGUCUCAUGCUUGCCCGCCGUGACUGUUGGUCUAUUGCUCAACAUUCUAGAUGCGCUCUCUUACGGUAUGAUUCUUUUUCCUCUGGGAAAGCCAAUCUUUUCACAUCUAGGAUCUGCCGGUAUCUCAGUUUUCUAUGUCAGCACCAUCGUGUCACAAAUCACAUUCUCAUCGGGCAGUAUCUUUAAGGGCGCCGUGGGGUCUGAAUUGAUCGAGGUGGUGCCGUUCUUUCACAACAUGGCGUUCCGAAUCACCGAUACGGUUGGAGAGAAUAACCCUGACGCCACCAUUGCCACCACUAUCGUGUCAUACUCCAUAAGUGCCAUGAUUACCGGCCUCGUCUUCUAUCUCAUGGGCCGAUUCAAGGUUGGAUAUAUGGUGGGGUUCAUCCCCCGGCACAUCUUGAUUGGAUGCAUAGGUGGCGUCGGAUGGUUCUUGGUCGCUACGGGGUUCGAGGUAUCGGCUCGCCUCGACGGUAGUCUGGAAUAUGACCUCGACACGCUGAAGAAGUUGACAAACCCAUCAACCGUACCGCUCUGGGUUGUCCCCCUGAUACUGGCCAUUCUUCUCUUCUACGAGCAGUCAAAAAUUACCUCCAAGUUCUUUUUGCCUUUGUUUAUCUUGGCGAUUCCCUUGGUUUUUUACUUUUUUGUAUUGGCUCUCGACGUGUUGGAUGUGGAUACAUUGCGCGACCAAGGAUGGAUUUUCCAAGGGCCACCCUCCUGGGAGCCGUGGUGGUAUUUCUACACUCUCUACCAGUUCAAACUUGUGCGCUGGGAUGCAGUCGUCGAAUGUAUCCCCGCCAUGUUUGCCUUAACCUUCUUCGGCAUCCUACAUGUCCCGAUCAACGUCCCUGCCUUGGCCCUGAACUGCGGCGAAGACCACGCUGAUCUCGACAAGGAGCUGAGGCUUCAUGGCUAUUCCAAUUUCCUGUCUGGUUGCUUUGGCAGCAUCCAGAACUAUUUGGUCUAUGCGAACACCGUGUUUUUCAUGCGGUCAGGCGGAAACACACGCCUCGCAGGCUAUAUGCUAGCUGCCGCCACCUUCGGCGUCAUGCUUGUUGGCCCAUCACUUAUCGGAUUCAUUCCGGUCAUGAUGGUGGGCAUUUUGAUCUUUGAUCUGGGCUUUGAGCUCAUGUUGGAGGCGCUAUGGCUCCCCCGCAAGAAGCUCAAGCUCGCUGAGUACAUAACCGUAGUCGUCAUUGUGCUCGUCAUGGGCAUUCACGACUUUGUGGUGGGUAUCGGGGCUGGCAUCUUGCUAGCCUUCGCAUCACUCAUUCUACAAACUUCACUGGUGUCAGCUAUCCGUGGAAACUAUUCCGGUGACAUUGUCACUUCCACUGUGAGGCGCAAUCUCUGGCAGCAUCACUACCUGCACCGGGUUGGCUGCCAGAUUUAUAUUGUGAAGCUCACGGGGUAUCUCUUCUUCGGAACCGUUGUGAGCGUCGAGGAGAAGAUUCGAUGCCUGUUGGAGGACAGUGCAUUUGCCAAGCAGCCCAUCAAGUUCCUAAUAUUGGACUUGUGGCACGUUUCUGGCCUUGAUUACUCGGCCGGUGAAGCGUUCAAUACCAUCAGUAGGCUUCUCAACAACAAGGACGUUGUUUUUGUCCUGAGUGGUGUUGACUGCGACAGUGAGCUUGGUCGAAACCUGAGGGCCGUUGGAUUAGGAAGCGAUGGAAUCGAUGUCAUGAUGGUGCCCGAUCUUAACUCUGCAUUGGAGAGCUGCGAGAACGAGCUUCUAAAAACCCUAUAUGCGAGACAGGAGGAGCUUGCUUUGAAGCGAGUUUCCAUCCAGAACUUGGAUGUCCCUGCGAGAUCUUCGACUGCGUUCUCCUCAUUCGACCCGCCCUUCAACUCACCUCGGCGAAACCAUCUUGUCGAGGCUGCCCAGGAUGCACUGAGCAGUGUCGACGUGCGGCGUCCAUCCAGAUGGAUGAGCUUCCAAGAGCCUCUUAGGCUCAUGCUCCAGAUCUUCCAGGGCCUCAGUGAAAGAAACGAGGAAAGAAACGAGGACUUCUGGUUCCCAGCAACCUCAUACUUUACCCGACGCGAGUAUCCGGCCGGUACCAUUCUUUUCCGGCGCGGAGAGUCGGCGAACGGCUUCUACAUGUUGGAACGGGGCAUCAUCCGGGCUGAAUACGACCUCCCUCAGGGAUGGCUUUGCGAGAGCAUCGUGGCGGGCACGACCUGCGGCGAGCUCCCCUUCUUUUCCGAUACUGAUCGGACGGCGACUGCGGUGGUGGAGAGAGAUUGUGUCGUCUGGCUUAUGGACCGGGAGCAGUGGGCCAAGAUUCAAAUCGAGCAGCCGGAGGUUGGUAGGGAACUGUUGAGGGUGUCCCUGAAGCUCACUAGCGAGCGCAUGAGCGCUAUUACCUCGUACAUCUUGACGACGGCGGGUUAGAUCUCGACCGGAAUAUCGAAUGUCAAAUCAUCAGGGAACGCAAAAUAAAU
Messenger RNA from Ilyonectria robusta, 3485 nucleotides. Its product is annotated as sulfate transporter family-domain-containing protein. The transcript is spliced from 5 exons. Lineage: Eukaryota; Fungi; Ascomycota; Sordariomycetes; Hypocreales; Nectriaceae. Gene Ontology annotation, cellular component: membrane. The coding region runs from base 199 to 3435 and encodes 1078 amino acids. The record is from RefSeq and is a predicted model, not a curated record.